Cyphomyrmex costatus is the source of this 4289-nucleotide messenger RNA. It is a transcript of the gene mtd, whose product is annotated as TLD domain-containing protein mustard. The transcript is spliced from 17 exons. Lineage: Eukaryota; Metazoa; Arthropoda; Insecta; Hymenoptera; Formicidae. Gene Ontology annotation, biological process: response to oxidative stress. Gene Ontology annotation, cellular component: nucleus. The record is from RefSeq and is a predicted model, not a curated record. The coding region runs from base 153 to 3635 and encodes 1160 amino acids.
AGGAGUCAUCGCUGGCAAGGAUCCUCGGCACCGUUGGAAGGCAGCGUGAGAACGCAGCGAUCUUGCGGGACACAAAGGCUCGCCGGCACAGCGUUCUGGAGGAUCUGAAAGCUCGACGAGACAGCUUGUUCCAAAGGGCUCGUAGGGUCAGCAUGUUCGAGGAGAAGGAGAAUAGCGCCAAGGACACUAUUAAGGACAACAUCAAGAUCGACGUUAAGGAUAGCAGCGCGACGAAGGAGAAGGCAAAGGACAAAAGGAGAGGUAGCGACAGUGGCAGGAGAGGCUCGGUGUUUUACGUGUCCGAGGAUCUGCUGGAGGAGAAUCAGGAAGUAUUGGAGAACGAAGACCGCGACCGUAUGGUUCAGGAGGCGAAGAAGGCACGCCGGAAAUCCUGGCAUCCACUCGUCAAGCCACCCAAGCUGGAUCGCAAAAGGAGGAAGGGUGUGUCUGGCGCUCCUUCGGAGAUUGGCAGCACUGAGGGACUUUUUUCGCAAAGUUAUCCGCGACAGAAGAGGCCAUCCUGGUGGAACAUUUUCGUACCGGAGUCAGUCUCCAGGAGCAAGAGCCGUAGUGUGGAUCAUGGAUUUACGGCACCCUUCGAUUUGGACGCGCUGCGGAACAAAAUCGAAGGACGUUUUGAAUCUGUGGAGAAACUCUCGAAAGAUUCCGAUAGCGAGAGCAAAGAUGGCUCCACGACACAGGAGAAGAAACACGGCCGUGUCUCGCAGCCCAUCAACACCAUUGCCUACACGGUGGGUGAUAGAGACACGCUUACAUCAGUGGCAGCGCGAUUCGAUACGACGCCAUCCGAGUUGAGCAAACUGAAUAGGCUCGGAAGUACUUUCAUUUAUUCCGGUCAGCAGUUAUGGGUGCCGGCGAAAGGAGAAGGACGUCCGGGAGGCGGAUCAGCCGCAGAUGCGCCCAGCCCUGACCCUUGCCACGAUCAUGAGUCCCAGGAUGACCUACCACCCGAAGAAAAAGAACUUCUGGAUAAUCUGAGACCAGUAUCACCAAAGCCAGGCCAUAUGGAACGUAUAAAAACACCUUCUGGAUCCGGUACAGUUGCAGAUGAAGAUGAACAACCGUUCAGAGAAAGAUUUCUAAAAAUUAAUGUCAGGCAUAUCACAGAUGGCCAGGGUGUAGUCGGCGGUGUGCUGUUAGUUACGCCAAAUGCAGUUAUGUUUGAUCCAAACGUAUCUGAUCCUCUUGUCAUCGAGCACGGUGCUGAGUCUUAUGGAGUGAUUGCUCCCAUGGAAUUCGUAGUCAACGCUGCGAUUUAUUACGAUAUCGCGCACAUGAGGGUCUCCCAUACCGAAUCCGGGCAUUUAGACAAAAAGCCUGAAAUUUAUUACAUGAAAAAACCCCAAAUCGAUAAUCGUAAAUGUCAAUCUCCGGGGAAAGAUGAGAAUUUUCCCGAAUUAGCAGGUGACGAUAGCGAGAGUGUGUGUAGCUGCGCCGAGAGAGACGGCGACGCUUUUCCAAAGGCCUUUGAGCGAGAGCUUGUCACUCCUACCAAUCUCCAGAGUGAGGAGAACUUAACUUCGACCAAAGAUAAAGAGAAAGAGAAAGAUAGUAAUGAGAAAGAAUUUUGCACUAGCGGCCAAGCUAGUAGAACUUUAGAAGAACGCAGACGUUCCAUGCUCGAUCAUCAUUGGGCAAUUCCUAGCAAAGAUCGAAGUACGUUUUCGGUUGAUGACGAACAACAAGAUUCAUUAAAUUCUGAUAAGCAAACGGAACCACCAGCUAAAUCAAAUGCCAUUCCUGAAGACGAAGAAGGAUCUCUAGUCAAAUUGUCGUGCCAUGAUUCUGGUAUCGAUAUCCGUGAUCCUAAUCCACCUGUUCCAGUAGUACAGCCUAUACCAUCAAAAAAAGUUUACUCCGAUGCGGAUAUUGUUUUAUCCUCGGAUUGGGUUCCUCCGAUAACGAUAGCACCAAUGAAUAUUACGAGUAUGUUGGAAGCCAGUUCUGCUAUUAACGGCAGGAAAAAAGCCAGCUCGGUGUCCUUUAGCUUAGAGAGUAACGCAGAAGAGCCUGAGAAGGAUGAAGAACACAAAGAGGAUGAUAAACAGGAAACUCGAAAAAAUAAGAUGCUAAAACGUCUGUCGUAUCCAUUGUCCUGGAUGGAAGGUUUAACUGGAGAGAAGGAUGACGAUAGCAGUAAAUCCAUCUCUGACAAGAUGUCAAGCCUUCCAAACAGUGCAGAUUCCCAUCAUUCCUCUGUUUUCAGCAAAGUCUUCUCGAGCUCGCCGAUCAACCUGGUGAGUGACUUUAGCUCGGGCCUGUUUGCUAAAACUCCCAGCGAAGAGAGUGGCGGGGGCGGUAGAGCGGGCGGAACUCCUCCGCUUACCGCCUCCUCUCUCUCCCAGGACUCCAGCAAUUUCUCACCUGGUCCAGGAAGCCUCAUUGGACGCUCUUCCGUGGGUACUUUUAUUAGACAGCAACCUUUAACAUCUUCUGGCAGCAGCAGCGUCGAUAGCAGUCGAGGUAGCAAAACUUCCACGACGGCACCUCGAUUGGACUACCGUAGUAUGGUCUCGGUCGAUGAUAUGCCGGAAUUGUUUGUGAGUUUCGACAAACUGAUUCCACGACCUGCUCGUUCUUGCGAGGACCCACCGCUGUACCUGAGAUUACGAACGGGAAGACCCAAGGACAAGAAGAUACCACGAUCGACGCCAAUUAUGAGUUACGGCAAGAAAAAACUGCGUCCCGAAUACUGGUUCAGCGUACCACGCAACAGAGUGGACGAUCUGUACAGGUUUAUUCAUGCGUGGGUGCCGAGUCUGUACGGCGAGCUGGAUGAGAACUACUGGCGAGAACGCGGCUACAUCCUGUCCGAUACCGACACUGACCUAUCGCCGGAACUGUCACCCCACGAGAGUGGCGAAGGCGCGGAUUCCACGGAGGAGAGCAAAGCUGGACAAGGUGACGACAUUAGCGAGUUGACAAGGGAAUCCUGGGAGCUGAUCAAGGCCCCCUACGUAAAGCUGUACAGCAUCCUGAAGACUUCGAGUACAUCGGCCGAUUCUGAGCAGAUCCAGGAUUCGGAGGUACUGUCCAUGAGCGAGGAGUUCAGGCGAGCUCUUUACGCGAACAGUGCCAUUUCUCUGGACAACGACAUCAUCGUGCCCGAUCUUAUUGGCACGACGGAAAUACUCAGCGAUGAGCACAGGGAACACCUCUGUCGUCAUCUACCUGCGAGAGCAGAGGGCUAUCAAUGGACUCUUGUCUUCAGCACUAGCCAACAUGGUUUCAGUCUCAAUAGCAUGUAUCGAAAAAUGGCAAAGGUCGAGAGUCCGAUUCUUUUAGUCAUUGAAGACACGGAGGGCAACGUGUUUGGUGCACUGACCUCGUGCUCUCUACACGUGAGCGAUCAUUUUUACGGUACCGGCGAGUCCCUGCUCUUCAGGUUUACACCGAGGUUCCAGUGUUUCAAUUGGACUGGAGACAACCUGUAUUUCAUUAAGGGCAAUAACGAGAGCCUAGCAAUCGGCGCUGGAGACGGCAAGUUUGGGCUCUGGCUGGACGGUGAUCUGUAUCAGGGCAGGACACAAUCUUGCAGUACAUACGGCAAUGAGCCAUUGGCACCACGCGAAGAUUUCGUCGUUAAAAUAUUGGAGUGUUGGGCAUUCAUAUAGGACACGGCCUUAUGUUCCCAAUCUGUGACUCCUUUAUCGUCAUCGCAACCUAAUUUAACCUGAACAUGUGAGCCUCACGAAGAUUUCGUUUCCAGGAGAGAUUAGAGGAAAACUAACUAUUCUAAGAACAUUGUCGGGAGAGUUGAGUCGUGUCAAUCUUACCACGACACCGAUUAACUCUAUCACUAUUUGGGGAAAUCUCGCCCAGUGUUAGACAUGAUGAUUCUCUGAGGGGAAGGAAAUGAAUCAAUGUCCGCACGAAGAGACAACGACAGCAUUGCCUGAUGAUGAUGAUGAAAACGACGAGAAGCAGCCUUGAAAGGGAUGCGGACGGUUAAAAGAGACUGUCAUGGCCCGAAGUUAUGCGAUCCAUAGCGCGUGCCUAUUUGCAUAUCGCGUGAUUACUGAUUAUUGUUAAUUGCUCCUGACUCCCCUGUCUUUUUUAAGUUGGCGUAUUUAUUUUAUUUUUUUUUAUAUUCUUUUAAAUGAGAUUGUUGCUCGUCAAUUUGAUUUAUGAUUAUUGUGAGUUGACCGAGAGUCGAAGAAUUAUGAUUACUUUGUAUAAUAAUCGUUACUUCGAACUAGUCGUGAGUUUAUACAUUUAACGCCGAUAUAAAGAUAAUUAUGAUAAUGAUGAUGAUAAUGAUGAUAAUA